Spirodela intermedia is the source of this 4166-nucleotide messenger RNA. The record is from the annotation of a GenBank genome assembly. NCBI's taxonomy places the organism in Eukaryota, Viridiplantae, Streptophyta, Magnoliopsida, Alismatales, Araceae.
AUGCACGACUUAAUGAAUCAAAUGGAUUCCGCAGGAUUCAUCAGCAUUGACUGCGGCCUGCCCGAUGGCUCGGGCUACCGAGAGAAUGUCACGGGGAUAACCUACGUUCCCGAUACCCAGUACGUCGACGCGGGGGAGACGAAGACCGUUGCGGCGGAGGGCUUCGCCAGGCGCUACCGGACCCUCCGCGUCUUCCCAGAAGGGGCCCGGAACUGCUACAACCUCCGGCCGGUGCAGCCGGGGGGCAAGUACCUGGUGCGAGCCGGGUUCUUCUACGGCGACUACGACGGCCUGCAAAGCCCCCCCGAGUUCGAGCUGCAUAUUGGGGUCAACGCCAGAAUCACCAUCCGAUUGCCGUUCAACGAUAGCAGGCUCUACGAGGUCAUCGCGGCGGCCCAGGAAGACGCCAUAUGGGUCUGCCUUGUAAACACGUACAAAGGAACGCCAAUCAUAUCGACGAUCCAGCUGAGGCGGCUUCCAAACUUCUUAUACCCCCAUGCCAACGCGUCUCAGAGUUUGCUUCUCCAACGGCGCGCUAACUUCGGAACAGAGGCCCAGUUUAGGUGAAGCGCAUCUCUGUAUGAGACAUGCCCGCCCCCGCCCUUCUUGCUGUCGUCAUUAUGCAGUAUAAGAAACUGGGUAGGGGCUUCCUUCCCCAUCGUCAGCAUGAAUCUGAGAAGAAAACUCAACUUUCCUGCAGGUACCCGGAAGAUCCCUACGACCGUAUUUGGCAAGGCUCGGUGGGGAGUUUUACUGUGAUCGACACCACCAAACCUGUGGCGUCAACUCAAACUGACCCAUUUCAGGUACCCUCGGUAGUUCUGAGGACGGCCAUCUCGAUUCCAAGCGUCCGCUUCGUGUUGACCCUUAGGACUGCCGUCGGAGAUCCGGACGACACAGUCUACGCCGUCUUGCACUUUGCCGAGCUCCAGAAUUUGAGCCCCCCCAACCGAACGAGGAUCAUGUACAUAUUCGGGAUGGGUAGCAGUGCGACGAUUCUAAGGAAUUACAGCGCUCCGUUCCUGGAGGCAGAUCACUUAGAGAUUACCAACGCCGCAGUCGGACAAACGAGGAUCUACAACAUUUCCAUGAUCGUCCUGAACACAUCGACGCUGCCUCCAAUGAUCAACGCCAUGGAAAGCUUUCUGGUGAAGAAAGUCGUCGAACUACCGACUGACCUUGGCGAUGGUGAGACCCGAUUAACCUCCCAUUUUGAUUUCGUCACUCCUACUAUUUCGCCUCUCUAACCCCUCGUUUUAACUUCUGGAAAAAAUGGCUAUAAUCCCGGAUUGAGUUUACCAAAAUACCCGCGACCCGACUGUGAAAAACAAUCGAUUUAUCCCAGUCUCUAAAGAAUCAGUCCAAAAAAUAUUCACCCAGACAGCUCGGUAAUGCCGAGUAUUUUUAGCUGGGUAAUUAGACACAAUGUGAUGGGAGAAAAUUCUGCGGAUCUAUUUGUUCAUAUCUCAAUUAUUUGUUUACCGCGAUCUUGUCUCCAGUUCGUGCCAUCCAAGGCAUCAGGGCAGCGUACAAGCUGAAGAGAAAUUGGCAGGGGGACCCAUGUGUGCCCAAAGAUUAUGUAUGGGAUGGGUUGCGCUGCGACUAUUAUGAUGGCUUCGAUACCCCAAGGAUCAUCUCUCUGUAAGUGGGUUGAGCCCAUUGAAUACGAAACCAAAUCCAGGUAUCCAACUCCAACCAUUUAUUUAUCAGAGUUGACCUUAUAUGAGUGAUGCAGAAACUUAUCGUCGAGUGGACUAGUUGGUGGAAUUCCCGUCUCUAUUGCGAACCUCACUGCCUUAACAACAUUGUAAGAACUCCCUCUGCUGUUUUAGAAGCCUUAACUGGAAGGAAUACCUUCAUGGUUUAUAUUUUAAUUGAUUUUUUAUAGGGAUUUGUCAGACAACAGUCUUUCGGGCAUGUUUCCAGACUUCUUGGCGGAGUUACCCGCUCUUAAGUUGCUGUGAGUUUCAAGAAUUUGGCUUCCUCGGUUCACAUCGUUUAAGGUAUCUCAAUGAUAAAUGGUUGCCUCUCACCCUUUCUAUCAGGAAUUUGGCAGGCAAUAACAUCACCCUACCGUCUGAAGACCUAUGCGCAAAAGUAAUGAACGGGCGUCUUUCUUUAAGGUUCGUCUCGUAUUAUUUCAAAUGAAUGGCUCCAGUCCUUACUUUUGAUUUGAAUAAAAAAAAAUAGUAUGUAUAUUUAUCUUGGAAAAAUACUUCACUAGAGAUGUUGCUGUGUCUCUCUCGGACUACGAGAUCACAUGCUAUAAAGCUAUGACACGCAACAGAUUUUUCAGUCUGUGAUUUCCCAUAAUUGUGACCAAAAUGUUUUUUUUUUUUUACUUUCUAUGAAAAAUCUAGGAUUGAAGGGCUUGAAGAGAGGUCCUCCAUUCAGCCAAGUUCCAAUUUACCAAUCCCAAGUUCAUCGGUCUCAAACAAAACAGGGUAUCUUGUUCCUCUCACCAUAGCCGCGUCACUGGUUCUGCUGGCGGUCUUCUUGAUGUGAAUCAUUUCAGGAGAACAAGGAGACACCUUUGUUAAUAUCAACAUGAAUUUCAUCCGAAGGUUUCUUUCUUUUCAAGAGACAGAUUUUGGCAUUUGUGUGAUUUCUCAGUUAUUUUCUUAUUUACGUUAUUUAUACUACAUUACAUAUGUAUAAAGUAUAUCAGAAAAUACUGUAGCGUGGAAAAACAGUGGGGACAAUCUUCCAUGAUACGAUAAGAACACAGAGUACAAACAAGUUGAGUCAACUUUCACUUUAAACUAGCACGAUUGCAUCUUCUUGUCGGCAAUGUCAACAUCCCAACUAAAUGAACUAAUAUCAUAUUUGUAGUUUUUUUUUUUUUUUCUUUUUGUCCCGUCCAUGAGUCUAUUCCGUAAUAAUUUUGUUUCACGUUUGACAGCUUGCAAAGAGUCUUUCAUAGUCCAGGAACUUCUGUGAACGUAUUAUAUGUUGAAGGAAUGUAAUAUAAGCUUCAAAUUUUGGAAGAUUCAGAACAUGUUCAAGCUUGUAGAUUUCUUGAAGACCUCAGAUUUAGGGGUGAUGCAUGGCAUAUGCAAGAGAUGUCACCAAAUGCUUAAACACGGUUUGCAUCAUAUCAUUUUUUCUUAAUUAUUAAACCUAUUCGAAACAAGAUUGCAAAGGAGCUACCACUAGACUAGGCUAAGGUGAUGUAAGGGUUGCUGAUUAUCGAGGAGAAGGAGAACUUGGCGGGAAUCUUUUCAUUAAGUAACGGAAAGCUGAAGAAUGCCUAACCUAGAGAAAAAAAUCAACCUUAACAUAUUGGGAACAAAUUGCCUCAAUGAAGGAUGAGGGAAAGCAUACCCCUGACCCAAAACAGUGAACGUUGUGAUUUUCUCACAGAGGGCCGGGAGCUUUAAUCUUGAAGUUGUCCUUCCAAAGCGACAUGUCGAGAUGAGUGCGACAAACUUCAAACUUCACUGAAGUUAUCGAACAUUAGAUUCUCCUCUUCUACGUGUGAGUGGAUGUCUCAUGGCACCUUCCAAAGUUUUAACUAGGAUGUGGAUGUAGUUCACAUCCAGUGAAGGCAUUCUAAUACUGAAUAAAAAACCGCACAAAAAUAUGUGAGGAGAUUCUAACCCAAGCCCAAUCAACCAGGCCUCUGCCCAAAAUUGUGCCAAAUCAAUCUCAACUGACUCUUCCCAAAAUCUCAUGAUUGGUCAGAAGAGAACUAGAUAUUAACUUUAGACGCAUGAUUUCAUUGUUUUAAUUCAAUGAGGAACUGGUCAUAGAAUAACGAGGCCCAUCCUACUCCUUUUUAAAGUCCCAUAUUGGGUGAUUUGCUAACUUAAAUUUAGUCCAUAGUUGUAAAAUGUGACUUUUCACUACUUCAUCUUCCUCUUAAAGAUGACUGAAAGAAAUGCAGCUUUGACCAACAAAAAUGAUUAAAAUGAAUGACAUAAAGCUUCAACCAAUAUGGACACUUAAACAAGUCCUCAUAGGUGGAGGGCUUCUAGAAUUGAAACUUCUAAGUCGUUUUAAAUUGUUAACAUCUCUAACUUCAGAAGAAUUUCUAUCCAAUAAACCCAAAUAAUUCAUCCUCAAGUUUAAUACUUGAAUACAUAGCAAGUAGUUCGCUUCAUUUUUUACGUUACUAUUUUGGGCAAACUUUGACCUUAAGCCUCAUGAGUCUUAUGCCAUUUUAG